Molecule: messenger RNA, 1869 nt
Organism: Aegilops tauschii subsp. strangulata
Lineage: Eukaryota; Viridiplantae; Streptophyta; Magnoliopsida; Poales; Poaceae
Product: UDP-glucuronate 4-epimerase 6
Source: RefSeq, a predicted model, not a curated record
CCUCAGCUAGCCCGCCCGCACGCCUCUAGCCAACUCUCACACGCUCGCUCACUCCGACGCCGCGAGCUACCCGGCAAGCACGUACGUACGCUGCCAGCCAGCGCGAGCACAAUGCCGUCCGACGCGGCGGCCAAGGGCGUGAAGCUGGAGCGGUACGCGAGCGGCGGCGCGCUGCUGCUGCGCCGGGUGGCCAGCGGCAAGUUCGUCUCCGCCUCCUCGCACCUGCUCUUCCGCGCCACCGUGCUCGCCACGCUCGCCCUCGUCUUCCUCUUCGCGCUCCACUACCCCUCCCUCCUCUCCCGCUCCUUCAGCCUCGCCUCCGACGGCUCCUCGUCCUCCGUGCCCGGCGCGUCGCGGUCGCACGCCUCGCACCGGAGCCUGCUCGCGUCCACGUCCGCGGCGGCCACGUACGGGAGCGAGCGGUGGCAGAAGGAGAUACGCCGCAGCGCCAAGCCGGGCCGGGACGGGGGGCUGUCGGUGCUCGUCACGGGCGCCGGCGGGUUCGUCGGCGCGCACUGCUCGCUCGCGCUCAAGGCGCGCGGCGACGGCGUCGUCGGCCUCGACAACUUCAACUCCUACUACGACCCGGCGCUCAAGCGCGGGCGCCAGCAGCUCCUCGCCGACCGCGGCGUCGUCGUGCUCGACGCCGACAUCAACGACGCGCUCCUGCUGGAAAAACUCUUCGAGGCGGUGCCCUUCACGCACGUGCUGCACCUGGCGGCGCAGGCCGGGGUGCGCUACGCCAUGGAGGCGCCGCAGACGUACGUGGCGUCCAACGUGGCCGGGCUGGUGAGCGUGUUCGAGGCGGCCGCCAAGCGCGCCGACCCGCAGCCGGCCGUCGUCUGGGCCUCCUCCUCCUCCGUCUACGGGCUCAACACCGACGCGCCCUUCUCCGAGGACCACCGCACCGACCGCCCGGCGUCGCUCUACGCGGCCACCAAGAAGGCCGGCGAGGCCAUCGCGCACGCAUACAACCACAUCUACGGCCUCUCCAUCACCGGCCUCCGCUUCUUCACCGUGUACGGGCCCUGGGGCCGCCCCGACAUGGCCUACUUCUCCUUCGCCCGCAGCAUCGUGGCCGGCGAGCCCAUCACGCUCUACGCCGACGCGCGCCGCGACUUCACCUACAUCGACGACGUGGUCAAGGGCUGCGUCGGCGCGCUGGACACCGCCGGCAGGAGCACCGGGUCCGCCAGGUCCGGCAAGAAGAGCGGCCCCGCGCCGCUGCGCGUGUACAACCUGGGCAACACCUCCCCGGUGCCUGUGACCCGGAUGGUGGCCAUCCUGGAGAAGCUGCUGGGGAAGAAGGCGAACAAGCGCAUCAUCGCCAUGCCCAGCAACGGCGACGUGCCCUUCACCCACGCCAACGUGAGCCACGCGGCGCACGACUUCGGGUACCGCCCCACCACCUCCCUCGACGCCGGCCUGCGCCACUUCGUGGACUGGUUCGUGCAGUACUACAAGCUCGACAUCAAGAUCGCCAAACCGUCCACCACCGGCAAGAAGCCGGCGGCGGCGACGAAGAAGAAGGCCUCCGCCACGUCGGCGUCGUCGUGAGCAGAGCACCCCGGGCCCAGCCGGCGAGAGAUGGAGCACCGGCACCGACACCAAGUGUUUAUUCCUUCCCUAGCUAAUUCUUGGAGGCAUCAACUUGUCUUUCUUGUCUGUAAUAACCGUGUAAGUGUUGAUCUUGAGGUGUUUUAGGUAGCAAAUAAUGGUGGGAAUUGAACAGCAAGGGAUAGGACCGCAAAAAUGCAGAUAACUAUUAGUAGAUGGGGGGUAUAGUCACAGCAAACAGGGGAGCCUGGCCAGGACUGAAGAAAGAUGAAGUCACUGGCUUCUUUUCCAAUCAAAAUCGUUUCUUUUCCA